This is a messenger RNA of Cervus elaphus (red deer), 2370 nucleotides long. It is a transcript of the gene FRAT2, whose product is annotated as FRAT regulator of WNT signaling pathway 2. NCBI's taxonomy places the organism in Eukaryota, Metazoa, Chordata, Mammalia, Artiodactyla, Cervidae. The record is from RefSeq and is a predicted model, not a curated record. Gene Ontology annotation, cellular component: cytoplasm. The transcript has a single exon. The coding region runs from base 312 to 992 and encodes 226 amino acids.
CCGGCUACGGCCCUGCGCUUCCCGCGACUGCCUGCGCCGCGCCGCCUCCUCGUGUGUCCCCCCCCUCCCCGGCGCGGUGGUAGGGCCCGGCAGCGACGUCACCCAUUGUUUACAAAUCAACCUGAACCAGUAGGAUUUCGGCUCCCGCGGCUGCAGGCUCGCGGCGCGAGUGCCUGGCGGGCUCCGGUUACCUCCUCGGCCUCGGCUUUGGCUUCAGCACCGCGCCCGGCUCCGCCGCGGCCCAGCGAGCCCCCGGGACAGCCGAGCCGCCAGCGACUCCCGCACAGCUCCGGGUGCCGGCGCGGGAGGCCAUGCCGUGCCGGAGGGAGGAGGAAGAGGAAGCCGGCGAGGAAGAGGAGGAGGAGGAGGACAGCUUCCUACUGCUGGAACAGUCGGUGACUGUGGGCGGCUCGGUUGAGGUGGACCGGCUGGUGGCCCAGAUCGGCGAGACGCUGCAGCUGGACGCGGCGCAGGACCGCCCUGCCUCCGCGUGCGCGCCCCCGGGGCCGCCACUGCGGCCCCCGGCGGCGGUGCGAGCGGACAAGGCUCGGUCCCCAGCGCAGCCGCUGCUUCUACCGGCCGCGUCGGUCGAGGCUGGGGGCCCGGCGUCCCCGGGGGCCUUGCGCUGUGCCCUCGGGGACCGCGGCCGCGUGCGGGGCCGGGCUGCGCCCUACUUUGUGGCUGAGCUCGCCGCUGGAGCCAGCGCGUUACCCGGGCCGUGCCGGCGAGGAUGGCUGCGGGGCGCCGUCACCUCCCGCCGCUUGCAACAGCGACGAUGGCCCCCAGCUGGGGCGCGCGCCAACGACGACGACCCGCACCGGCUUCUGCAGCAGUUGGUGCUCUCGGGGAACCUCAUCAAGGAGGCCGUGCGGAGGCUCCAGCGAGCAGUCGCCGCGGUGGCAGCCACAGGCCCCGCGGGUCCCCCCGGACCGGGGGCCAGCCGCGGCCGACCGGACCCUGUCUCCCUUCAACCCUCCGGCGCUUUGCACUGACGCAGGGCCCCUGGAGGAAGAAAAAGAAGCCGCUGCGCGGACCCUACGGCGUCCUACUUAACCCAACCUUGAGCUGAAGCCGCCGUUGCCGUUCUUGGAGCGACCGCCUAGACUGCAAGGAGGCGUGUGGGGAGAGACCUCAAGCCGAGAAGUUACUGGCCCCGGUGAGGCUGUCGGAGAAAACUUGAGCGUGGAGAAAUACGCGGGGCUGGUUGCGUUCGUGUCGCGUGAGAAUUAACCCCGGCCCCAGGGACCUGGGACAAAACUGGGAGAACUAUGGCAGCUAUUUGCAUCAACUUGUACCUGACUUAACCCUUGGGGAUGUCGUGUGCUAGGAUUGUUUAAAGAUUCGGCUUCAAGGGGCGAGAAUCGCGAGGGCUUUAUAACAAUACUUGAAAACUGAUGACUCGAAUACAUUUUCUUUAUUUUCCGGUGGAGGAGCUUAGUGAAAAUGGUGCUACAAUCGCUGCGCAAAGAAAUUCCAGAGAGAAGAAGAAUGUAAAAGCUUGGUGGUGGGUGGGCUGGGAUGCCAGCCGCCUUACUCUCCCACCUCAUCCGGUGAUUGAUCGAGGUGGGAGAUGGGAACUCUAGUAGUCUGGGGCUGGGAGGUGGAGAAUUUUGAAGGUGGGUCGACUUGGAUGUGGACUUUUAAAUGCCUUGACCUUGCCACCUGUGAUUCAAGGUCAUGGUGUGCUGUAGGUGGAAGGCUGUGGGGUUCCUAGAAAAGCUAACUCACCCCUGUCUUUCUUUUCUCUUGUUCCAAGAAGAGUCCUGUUUAUGCUUUGCUACCUCUUGGAGCGGACAUACAGAUGUAAGGAGAAUUACUUGUUUAUUCUGUGCUUACUUUCUAUCCAGAACUCCUCCGGUGAGGCCACUCUUGGCCAUGCCCUGAGCUUUCUCAGAAACAGUCAUAAACAAUCCCUUGAGUCUCUCCUGUCCUGCCUGGCCUUUCUUAUUCCACUGUUUCUGAUGUCUGCACUGCAUGGAUGAGAACCUGGCUGUUUGUCUGCUCUGUUUUGGCCCUCCGUGGAGCCAGGAGCCUGAGUCUCUUGAGGGUCCUCACCUCUCUGUUGCCUCUAGGUACCAGCUCUUUGUGAGUGACAGAAACUGUGUUUUAAAUGUGACUCUCCAAGAGGAGAAACUGCUGGCUUUACCCGUAUGAAACUUAUGAAACUUGAGGGCGCUUUAAAUAAGGUGCCACCCCCAAACUUAAAGGGAGUUUAACUAACUUUUUUAAAAAAGAUUCAAUGGCUUGCUCAUCCUUCAGAUGUAGCUGUUGACAUACACUUCGCACCGGAGUGUCUGAAAUUGUGGUGGUCCUGUUUCUAGGAUUUCUUAAUUAAAAUGUCUGCUGAAUAAAUUGGGUUUUUGUUUUGGA